GACGAGACCCUGCUCUUCUCCCUCUUCUUCCCCACCUCCGCCUUACAUUAUCCUCCUCCUCCCCCAACCCAUUCCCCCUCUCUCACCCACCCAACAUCCUCAAAUACCGAUCAAUCAGCACCAUGGUGCAGUCCUCCAUCCUCGGCUUCCCCCGCAUGGGCAAGCUGCGUGACCUCAAAAAGGCCACCGAAGCGUACUGGGGCGGUAAGCUGUCCGCCGACGAGCUGCUCGCCGAGGGCAAGCGUCUCCGUCUCGAGCACUGGAAGAUUCAGAAAGCCGCCGGCGUCGACAUCAUCCCCAGCAAUGACUUCGCCUACUACGACCAGGUCCUCGACCACAUCCAGAUGUUCGGCGCCGUGCCCGAGCGGUACAGCAAGCACAACCUCUCCACCCUCGACGAGUACUUCGCCAUGGGCCGUGGCCACCAAAAGGACGGCGUCGACGUGCAGAGUCUCGAGAUGGUCAAGUGGUUUGACUCCAACUACCACUACGUCAAGCCUACUCUUCAAGACAACCAGACCUUCAAGCUGAACGCCGACCCCAAGGCCGUGCGUCACUACCUCGAGGCCAAAGAGGCCGGCAUCAACACCCGCCCCGUCAUCCUCGGCCCCGUCUCCUUCCUCCACCUUGGAAAGGCGGACCGAGGACAGAGCGUCGACCCCAUCUCCCUCCUCGACAAGCUGCUCCCCGUCUACGAAGAGCUCCUCAAGAAGCUCAAGCAGGCUGGCGCCGAGACGGUGCAGAUUGACGAGCCCGUCCUCGUCUUCGACCUCCCCUCCAAGACCCGCAACGCCUUCAAGCCUGCAUACGAGAAGUUGACCGCCCUGCAAGGCAACAGUGGCCCGCAGCUCGUGCUGGCCACCUACUUCGGCGAUAUCGUGCACAACUUUGACACCGUCGAUGCCGCCCUCAAGAACCUGCACGGUCUGCAUGUCGACCUUGUGCGCCACCCCGAACAGCUUGGCCCGGUCAUUGAGCACCUCGGCCCCAAUCAAAUCCUCUCCGCUGGUGUUGUUGACGGACGUAACAUCUGGAAGACCAACUUCAAGAACGCCAUCGAGCUCAUCGAGACCGCCGUUCAGAAGCUCGGCAAGGACCGCGUCAUUGUUGCCACGUCCAGCUCCCUCCUGCACACCCCGCACACCCUCGAGAGCGAGAAGAACCUGGACGCCGAAGUCCGCGACUGGUUCUCCUUUGCUGUUGAGAAGGCCACCGAGGUUGCCAUUCUUGCCAAGGCCGUCACCGAGGGCCCGGCGUCUGUCCGUGAGCAGCUCGAGGCCAACGCAAAGAGCAUGCAAGCCCGUGCAUCCUCCAAGCGCACCAACAACCCCGAGGUGAAGAAGCGACAACAGGCCGUCACCAAGGAAAUGUACAGCCGCAAGCACGAGUUCCCCGCGCGAUACGAACAGCAGAAGAAGCAUCUCAACCUCCCCAUCUUCCCCACCACCACCAUCGGCUCUUUCCCCCAGACCAAGGACAUCCGUGUUGCGCGCAACAAGUUCACCAAGGGCGAGAUCACCGCCCAGGAGUACGAGAAGUUCAUUGAGAAGGAGAUUCGCGACUCCAUUGCCAUUCAGGACGAGCUGCAGCUCGAUGUCUACGUGCACGGCGAGCCCGAGCGCAACGACAUGGUGCAGUACUUUGGCGAGCGUCUGGACGGGUAUGUAUUCACCACCCACGCCUGGGUCCAGUCCUACGGCUCGCGAUGCGUGCGACCGCCCAUUGUCGUCGGCGACAUCUCCCGUCCCGGCCCGAUGACGGUCAAGGAGAGCAAGUACGCCGUCAGCGUCAGCAAGAAGCCCAUGAAGGGCAUGUUGACUGGACCGAUCACCUGCCUCCGAUGGUCCUUCCCGCGUGACGACGUGCACCAGUCCGUGCAAGCCGAGCAGCUUGCCCUGGCGCUCCGUGACGAGGUCGUCGACCUCGAAGAGGCCGGUGUCCUCGUCAUCCAAGUCGACGAGCCCGCGUUGCGUGAGGGUCUUCCCCUCCGCGCCGGCGCCGAGCGCGAGAAGUACCUUAGCUGGGCUGUCGACAGCUUCAAGCUGUCCACCGCGGGCGUGCAAGACUCGACGCAGAUCCACUCCCACUUCUGCUACUCCGAGUUCCAGGACUUCUUCCACGCCAUCGCCGCCCUCGACGCUGACGUACUCUCCAUCGAGAACAGCAAGUCGGACGCCAAGCUGCUCAAGGUGUUCAUCGACGAGGCCUACCCGCGCCACAUCGGCCCGGGCGUGUACGACAUCCACUCGCCGCGUGUGCCGGGCGAGCAGGAGAUCAAGGAUCGCAUUGAGGAGAUGCUCAAGUACCUCAAGCCCGAGCAGCUGUGGAUCAACCCCGACUGCGGCUUGAAGACGCGUGGCUGGGACGAGACGAAGAAGAGCUUGACCAACAUGGUGCAGGCUGCGCAGUAUUACCGCCAAAAGUACAACAAGUAAAGAGGAUAUGAUUUGAUAAGGAGUAUUGAUCGAGGGAAAGAAAAGAGGGGGAACAAAGGGAGAGCAGCAGCGCUUUUCAACUUGCUUGCUUGGCUCGAGUGGGGUGGCGUGGAGUGGAGGGAUGGAAUG
Neohortaea acidophila is the source of this 2564-nucleotide messenger RNA. Its product is annotated as cobalamin-independent synthase. Lineage: Eukaryota; Fungi; Ascomycota; Dothideomycetes; Mycosphaerellales; Teratosphaeriaceae. The transcript has a single exon. Bases 123 to 2435 code for a protein of 770 amino acids. Gene Ontology annotation, molecular function: zinc ion binding; 5-methyltetrahydropteroyltriglutamate-homocysteine S-methyltransferase activity. The record is from RefSeq and is a predicted model, not a curated record.